AUGACAAGGACACUCUUCAUCGAUUAUUCAUCCGUCUCAAUUCCCGAAGCGAUAGCAGCACCAGGCCAUCGUCAUUACGCUGCCCGAGCUGGCCAUCUGGACGAGCAUUGUGUGAGAAUUGUGCAUUCUGCCGUGAUGGUGUUUGCACCACCAGCGCAGAACUCUAUCGGUUUUCUAUGCAUAUUUACUUUACACUUCUAGGUUCUUCCUAUAUGAAGGAAAGAAAGAAUUUACAUCAUUUUUCCACUUUUACCCAUUUGUUGUUGGAUUUUUGCAGAAUACUCCAUGGGCUUGGCAAUGGUUAACCGAAAACUGGCGAUACUCGGAGAGUUUUUGAUAAAUUGGGGAGGAACGAUUAUUGUGGUCAGUUUAUCGCAUAAAUUAUCCAAUUUCCACACUCUCUUCGUUUUAGACAUUUGUCCUGAUCAGUACGUACUACUGCUGUGUCCACAUUGUCGCAGAAAACGUAAAUUCCCAUCUUGAUUCAUGAUGCAAAUCAAAAAAUAAUCUUCCAGAUGUACGAUAACCCGAUAAAAAUUUAUUGGUUGACAUUGCUGGCCAAAUUCAUCAUUUUGGAAAUUGCCGUCAAUUUGGCCUGUUUUGUUUAUUAUUCCCGGUAAACCUAUUAUCUAUUUUGAUUUAUAACUCUUCAAUAUAAUUGGGUUUGCAGAUAUAACAGCGUGACGUACUGGCAUCGCAAAUCAUGUGUUGCUGAUCUGAGAGUCUACGCUGAAGACAACGAAGGUAGUGAUUCUGAGAAAAGGACGUUGAAAGUAGUGAAUUGCCGGAUUUCAGCUCAACCAGAAAUGGAAUACUCAUCUGGACAGCCGACGGUCGAAAGACACUUGAGUUGGGAGCCAGCCAAUGAAAGUGGAAGCAAAUUCUGUUUCACUUGCAACAAAGAAGCUCCACAAAGGUUUGAGCCGCUAGAAAACGCACAAAUGGAGCAUUUCUUUUGUAGGAGUCACCAUUGUCCGCUGUGCAAAAUGUGCGUCCUCAGGAAAGAUCAUCACUGCUUUAUUACUGGCGCCUGUGUGGGCUUGGGAAAUCAGGUGAGAAAUGUUUAAACUAUCAAGGUCCUAAAACGUGCAAAUUUCCAGCGGUAUUUCAUGGUCUUCCUCUUCUGGUGCACAAUCGGACUGAUAAUCGCUAUGCCCCACUUGUUCUUCUAUAUGAACACCGAGAUCGCCUACUGGUCAGUUCUCAUCGGUUUCUCUUUCGGAAUAACGUUUCAUUUUCAGGUACCCGUUCGGCUUCAUGUACUACAUUGGACCGGUCGCCGUGUUCCGUUGGAUCUUCGGCUACACACCAUUCAGUCAGGCGUGCUUUUCGACACUUUUCUCUUUUGCCGCUGCGUCUCUGAUCACGGCCGGCGGAUUUUUCGGCAUGCAGGUAAUUUAGCAUUUUUCACUUCCGCAAACAAAACAUUACUUCCUCCUUUCUGUUUCUGUUUCAAUUACAAUGAAUUUGCGCGUGGGCACAAAUAUCAGCAGCAAAAAAACAUUUGGAUCAGCGAUACAGAGGGGAUAAGCCAUAACAAAUCCAAUAAUGUUUCCCCCUUCCAAAUGCUAACAAAAUCCGUACUUCUGCGCAAACAUCAAGCGUGACUCAAAAACUAUCCAAAAGUUUGUCGUCGCGCUGUGAAAAAGGCAAAUAAAGAUCGAAUUGGAGUGUUCAGCACCAAUGAGACACUAAUACUAGUAGAAAGUUGCCUCAGGACUCGGGACUAUUGAUUGAUUUGGUUGACUGCUCAUUUCAGGUUUACUACACAACUCAAGGAUACACAAUGUAUGAAUACAACAACCUGACUGUGAGAGCCACUUUCCUAGGAGAUGGGUGAGCAGUUCCUCACUCCAAGUGCUCAAUAACUCGAGUUCUUUCAGAGAAAACUUGGGCGAGCGGUUCCGAUUGGUAUUCGGCAAGAACUGGGCGCUCAACUUCCUCGUCCCCCUUCCCUGGAACUUGCCCAUUCUGACUCCAGCCAUAUCCGACAGUCUGUUCCGAGUUCGGAGCAAAGUUCUCUAA
Molecule: messenger RNA, 2025 nt
Organism: Caenorhabditis sp. 36 PRJEB53466
Lineage: Eukaryota; Metazoa; Nematoda; Chromadorea; Rhabditida; Rhabditidae
Source: the annotation of a GenBank genome assembly